Molecule: messenger RNA, 2097 nt
Organism: Fraxinus pennsylvanica
Lineage: Eukaryota; Viridiplantae; Streptophyta; Magnoliopsida; Lamiales; Oleaceae
Source: the annotation of a GenBank genome assembly
AUGCCAACAACGGAAGAUGAGUGGGGGUUGGAAGAAAUAACCGUUUGGAUGUCGUUGGCUGAUGGUGAAGAAUCCUUACUGUGCACGAUUUCUCUAUCGACCGAUCCGUUACAGGUAUUAGCAGCUGAAGCUGAGGAUAUGUCUCCAGCAUCCAGAUCUAAGUCCAAAGACAAGAAAUCUGGUAAGGAACCUCCCAAGGGUUCGUCGAAGACUUCUGGUCCUGCUAAUGUCACUAUUGGGAUUCCAGCAAGUGGAUACAAUCCUCUUUUGGGAACAUUCCAUACAAUUGACCCUGCACCACUUUCCUCUGUUGGUCCGCUUCAUGCAAAUGGUCGCUUUGGAAACAUAGACGAGACAGAUGAUCAGAGUGGGAUCUCAUUUGGAACAGGCAUUGAGUAUGAUUCUGUUUCUAAUAAUGGUAGCUGGUCUGGUGAAUCAGAAGAACAUAAAGAGAAAACAUCUCAUCAUCCGCUGCAUCAAGAGUCGGUGCCUGGAGCUGACAAUGACAAACGAGAAAAAAUCCGCCAACAGAACGAGAGAAAACAUCAACGUCAAAAAGAGAGGCGAGCUCAAGAACUACAUGAGCGAUGUAGUGGCUAUCUCAUGUCGAGGAAGCUAGAAGCUCUUGCACAACAACUUGUGGCUAUGGGCUUCUCUCAAGAACGGGCAACAAUGGCUCUUAUUCUAAAUGAAGGCAGAGUAGAGGAAUCAGUUGCAUGGCUAUUUGAAGGAGGUGAAGAAGACAAGCAGAGGGAGCAGAAUCUUGACAGUGGGGGUAAUUUGAAAAUAGACAUAUCAGAAGAGCUAGCUCGUAUUGCAGACCUGGAAAUUAGGUACAAGGCCUCCAGGCAAGAGGUUGAAAGAGCUGUAGUCACCUGUGAGGGUGAUCUUGAGAAGACGGAAGAAACAUUGAAGGAACAGAAGCAGGAGCCCCCUUCUACCCCUCCAAAGCCAGAAGAAACAGGUGGUCCUCCUACUGUUGUCAAUGGUGAGCUACCAGUGGCUAUUAGUCAAAAUGCAAAGAGGCCACUAGUAGAACCUACUAUAUCUGCUACCAUACAACCGAAAAGGGACGACAAAGAUUUCAAUUACACCAAAAUUCCAGUUACAGCUGUUUCUUUGGUGGAUCCUGGAAGCAAAAGUAUGCAGAUGUUGAAGAAAAUACAACCUAAAAUGGAUUUGGCCAAAUUGCAACAGAUUGCCAUGCCGGCAGAGAAAAAGUGGCCAAAUGCAGAAACAAACCCUUCAGUUUCCCAGUCAUUAGCACCACCUUUGCAGGCUUCACCUCCAACAGCGAAGACAGAAGCCCUCUGUGUCGCUGUUGAAAAUGAUUUGAAGAACCUGCAGAUUGGAUCAGUGAGAGAACCAGUUGUGGUAAUGCAGCGAUCCCAAUCCAUCAACGUACUGCAGGUUCCUACUUCAAGUGUUAGCUCAUCUCCUUCCGCGACAGCUAUGGGUAGGUAUAAUGGCGUGGAAACUGUGAAGUCCAUUGGGUUGGUACCACCUGUUCCAGGCACGAGAAGCCCGAGCCUCAGUUGCACGAGUUCAAAUAUAUUGUACAAUAACCAACUAAAUUAUCUACCCCAUCAGCAAUUUUUAUUGAGCAGGGGUUCAGUGGAAUCUCUAGGAACUAUACAGGGAAAAGAUUUAUGGAGUAGAUUAGGUACAUCUCCAAUGCUAGCCCCAGCUUCUUCCCUUGGACUAUUCUCUGGGUUGGGCACCAAUGGGUCGUCUGGUUCUUCAUACCUGGUAGACUGGAAUACAGGCAGCUCAACCUCGCAGUUAGAUUACACCAGCAUAGACUGGAGCGUGGAUAGAGGGUCGUCUGUGUCUAGGCCCGGAGGGUUCUGGCCUAGUGAGAAUGCCUUUAGGGGAAACAGUACCCGUGCAUACGAUCCAAUCACUUAUGGUCGAGGCAUCAAGACUGCUAUAAGACCAGUUGUGUCCAAUGGGAAUGGUGUUUUUAUUCCCGGAUUGCAGGACAGUGUAGCUUCUACGCAAACAUCUGCUGGUAGCUCUCGAGAAUGGACUUCUCCUUUUGAAGAGAGAGACAUUUUCAGUUUACCCAGACAGUAUGUUUCCUCUCCUUCUCAGUAA